Messenger RNA from Nothobranchius furzeri (turquoise killifish), 5633 nucleotides. It is a transcript of the gene plekhm2, whose product is annotated as pleckstrin homology domain containing, family M (with RUN domain) member 2. Gene Ontology annotation, cellular component: endosome membrane. Gene Ontology annotation, biological process: regulation of protein localization; Golgi organization; lysosome localization. Gene Ontology annotation, molecular function: kinesin binding. The record is from RefSeq and is a predicted model, not a curated record. NCBI's taxonomy places the organism in Eukaryota, Metazoa, Chordata, Actinopteri, Cyprinodontiformes, Nothobranchiidae.
AGUAAUUUAUGGGUAAUACAAACAUUAGACUAAAUUGCUAGUGUCCACCGGGGCGCUAAAAACUUGCUAAUUCACCUGAAAAAUAGAGUGGCUUAAGCUAACAUAAAAACGUUUGCUAAAUUCACGGAGUGCAGCUUCCAGUGCGCUCGUUUAAUUGUAGUUAACUGGCUACGCAUUAAAAACAGACUUUUAAACGAACUCCCAGAGCUGUAGCUAUAUUUUGGAAGAAAUUUACAAUGGACAGUAUGUUACUUAGCUAAUGUGGUCGGUGUUAGCUUUAGUAAAAAAGUGCAUUGCUUUGUUAAAGUCAGCUGACAGCCUUCUGCUGCCAACAGCCCAGCGAUGGAUCAACUGAAAGUAAAGGAUCGGAUACUGGAAAACAUUUCCUUUUCUGUCAAGAAGUUGCAGAGUUACUUUGCAGCCUGUGAGGAUGAAACUCCAGCCAUCCGGAAUCACGAUCGCGUCCUUCAGCGUCUGUGUGAACACCUUGACCAUGCUCUGCUGUAUGGGCUGCAGGACAUCUCAUCAGGCUACUGGGUCCUCGUUGUUCACUUCACCAGGAGAGAGGCUGUACGGCAGAUAGAUGAGCUUGAGCACAUAGCAACCAACCUCGGUCGAAGCCGUGCAUGGUUAUACCUGGCUCUGAGUGAGAGUUCUUUAGAGAGCUACCUGCGUCUCUUCCAGGAGAACCAAGGAUUGUUGCAGAAGUAUUAUUUCAAAAAAGCGUUGGUUUGCAGUCAUGACCACCUCACACUCUUUCUCACGCUGGUGUCUGGCCUGGAGUUCAUUCGCUUUGACCUGGAGCUGGAUGUGCCCUACCUCGAUGUGGCUCCGUACAUGCCUGAAUACUACAAACCACAGAACCUACUGGACUUUGAAGAAAGACUUCCCAGCUCAGACAGUCUGUCUCUGCACUCCUUCACCUCCAUCACAUCCACUAACCUGGAGUGGGACGACAGCGCCAUAGCUCCCUCCAGUGAAGAUUAUGAUUUUGGUGACAUAUUCCCCGUGUUGCAGUCAUUGCCAAAUGCAGACUGGGAAGAGGGUGAGUUGACCGAUCAGGCCAGCUGCCCAAGGUCCACUGGAUCUGACCCCCAGACGGUCAUCAGUGACACAGUGAAGGGGAUAGUAGCCGCUCGGCAGUCUCCACACAGCCCCACAGCCAGACAUAACCCCUUCAACGAGGACUCUGACACAAAUACCUCUGCAGACGUCACACCGGUUCACACCAGGCACCACAAGACGUCCACCACUGGAGACGAGGCAGAGAUCGACAGCAGUGAGCUUGAAGUUAUUCGGAUGGCCAAACGGAGGAAACCUUCCAAAAAGCAACGGGGGAGGGGUUCCACAGAUUCCACCUGCAGCAACCAUAACUCGGUCUCCUCUGAACACGCAGAAGUGGAAAAUGGCACCCUCACCUCUGAGGAUGCUGAUUCACUAACUUCCACAAUAGUGCGGCUGGAUAGUGAAGGAGAGCUGGGCAGAAGCAGGGUUGGAUCAGUGAUAGUGGAGGAGGAAGGUGAGGAAGGUGUAGAAGGCCUCCUGCGUCUGCCAGAAAUGACGGACACGUCCAUGGAUAGCGUUGGCCAGCCGCUCCGUGAUGUCAUGGACCGACUCAGUGGCUCUUGGGCGCACCCAGAGGAGGAAGCUAAAAGUGGUCCAGGCUGUGAGCAGAGCUCUGAGCCUCCAGCACAGCAGCCCUUUCGAGAAGACUCGGAAGGAAAACCACCUGACCCAGCUCCAGGAGAGAUGCCUGGCUCCUCUCAGGUCACAGGCUCCAACUACCUGCAGGAGUCUUCUCUGUCUGCAGACUUGUGCUGUUUUACCCCCAACGGUCCAGACCCUGCUGACUCAGGUGGUGGCCACCAUGACUCUACAGAGCAAAGUCAGUCAAAGGCUCUUUCAGGUCGCCUUGAAGAUGAAGAAGAGGCAGAAUCGCCAGCCGGACGGAAACCCCAAAUGAAUGAAGAGGAGGAAGGUCCAACGGCCGAAACCAAUUCAGCUGAGGAAGCAGAAGAGGAGCAUAGUCCUUCUGAAGUCUCUCAUCCAGCAGAGUUCAAGGUGGACAACAAUCACUUACUUCUUCUGAUGAUUCAUGUGUUCAGAGAGAACGAGGAGCAGCUUUUCAAGAUGUUGAGGAUGAGUACAGGUCACAUGGAGGGUGACCUGCAGCCUCUUUAUCUGCUGCUGACUGACUGUUACAUCUACUUACUCAGAAAGGGAGCAGCUGAAAAGCCCUACACAGUUGAUGAUGCUGUAUCUUACAAUGAGCUGGACUACCUUUCUGUGGGCCUUGAUCAGCAAACGGUGACACUGGUUUGCACCAACAGACGAAGAAAGUUCCUGCUGGACACCGCUGAUGCCUCGCUGACUUUCUGGUUCCUGUCAGUUCUGAAGUCAGCCAUGGUUCAGGGUUGCCGUGAGCCUCCUUAUCCCUCUAUUCUAACAGAUGCCACCAUGGAAAAGCUGGCUUUAACCAAGUUUGUCUCCCUGGAGUGUCAUUGUGAGGUGUCUGAAGUGUCUAUUCAUCUCUAUUCACUGGUCCACUGGGAGGACCCCAUGGACAUGACACUGUCUCCACAAAGUGGUACUCCAACCUCUGGAUCGACCUUCAGCACUAAAGAAGGGACUGUAAUGUACAGGUCUGGAACUACAUACCUGGGUAAAGAGGUGUGGAAAAGCUGCUAUCUUGUUCUCAGUAAUGGGAUUCUAUUCCUGUACUCCGAGAGAACAGAUGCAACGCCGCUGCUGUCGAUCACCAUGGGAGGAGAGCACUGCGGAGGUUGUCGUCGCUCAAACAACACAGAUCAUCCGCACGCCUUCCAAGUCAUCCUAACAGAGCGCCCCCCGCUGGUGCUCAGUGCAAACAACGAGGAGGACAUGGCUGACUGGAUGCAGCUCCUCUGUCAGUCUGUUUCUAAAGGGGUCAUUCCCCAGGGCGUGGCCCCCACCCUGUGUAUCCCUUGUUGCCUGGUGAUGACAGACAGGAAGCUGCUAACUUGCCAUCAGGACUGUCAGACGAGCUUUUUUCGCUCUCUUGGCAGUGCCGAUAUCUGUGAUGUCAUCUGUGUGAGCCUGGAGACAGAAAAGGAGUACUGUGUUAUUGAGUUUGCAGCAGAUUCGGCCCAGUUCCUCCCUCCGUGGGUUUUAUAUUUCAGCGGUCAUGAAGAGAGAGAUCGGCUGCUGCAGGAGUUAAAUAGUACAUGGAAAUCUAUUUUCCAGGCCAACCUGCCUCACAGAGAAAUGCGCGACCCGUUGGUUCGGAAGCGCUGCAGCGAAGCCCUGGAGCUGAUGAAGAGCGCCUGGCAGAGGGCAGACAGUCUGGCUCGAGGCAGAGCCCAGCGUGAGCCGUGGUGCUGACGGACACACACACACCCUCAUGUGCAGUUAUCCGUGUGUGUUUGUAGUCACUCGGUCUCGUUCAGAUGGAGUCACUGUGCUAGCUCAAAUGUAGAGAGGAGCUUUUAAUAAAACUCUUUUCUUUUAUUUGAAGACAAAUAUCAACCUGACGUAGGUGUUGAAGUGCAUGCAGCUAGUGAGUCACCGAACUCCAGCCGAGUGAUGGAAUAUUUCAUCUGAACAUGACAAGACUUUAUUACGGAUUAUUUUAAAAUAAAGGCACAUAGAAUUUAACUGGUGGUUUAUCAUCACAAGACUCCAACUUUUGACUUUUCAAGUCCGAACCGAUGGUCCGAACAUAUGAAGCUGCAUUAUUUAUUUAAGAGUUUGACUUGGAAGCAUGACAAAAAUCAGCAAUCUGGAGGAAAAAUGUUUGUUUAAAUGCUUUCUGGAUACAUUCAUUCUUUUUAAAAUCUUAUUUACAGUUAAACGGAGUAAUAGUCACUGCUGGUGCAGAAGUGUGUGGAGGUUAAGGGUUUUAUGCUGACUCGACCCCUAACCCUCCUAAUAAACCUUAACUGUGGUGUAGAUUUAGUGCAGAAGCACAACACUGUACAGGUCAGCGCUUCGUCACCAAUGACUGUGUCUGAGAUUCAAAUUUCAAAUAUUCACACACACACACACACACACACACACACACACACACACACACACACACACACACACAUUGUACAGCGUCACGCGGAUCUGAAUGUUUUUUACUUCUCAGACAAACACACCUGUAACGAUGUUUUAUCACAACUCAAACCAGAACAUCCAACAUGUUAGCCUUUUCUUACCUUUACAAAAACAAAUGGAGGUUUCCAUUCAGUCUUGCACUUUUGUUUUCUCCUCUCGUGGCACCAGUUGUGGUUUUUGAGAUGAAAUGUUUUAUUUUGAUUUUUAAAAUUUUUUAAUUUUUUUUAUUUCCAUACAGAAAAAAGUGGGAACAGAUAUCGGUAAAACAUUCGGUCUAGCAGUGGAACGAACCCGUGCCCUGUACAUCGUACUGUACAAACCGUUUAGUCACUCCUUUCAACUGUAACGUCCAGCUGAGUAUUAGAGGUUUGGGACUUCCUGCUUUAGGUCAGUUUUACUGCUACAUUGUAUGCAAAACUGCAAGACCUGAAGCUUGACAUGAAUUAUUUUUACGUCUCUCCACACAUUGACGUUAAAUAGUAAAACACAUAAGACAAUCUGUCUUUAAUAACCUGAGUUGAAGCCUGACUCAGUUCAGUAAAAUGUGAUUAUGAAGGUUUCUUUUGUAAUUUCAAUUUUGCCUUUCUGGUUGUUUCUUAAAACUGAUCCAAACAGUUGAAGAGAGGCCUUAUACAGUACAGUUUAACUACACUGAAGCUCUUUUACGUCUUUGUUUGUGAUGUAGUUACACACGUGCUGAAUGGAAAGCUGGGUGGGAAAUUUUAAUACUCUAAGCAAAAAUAACAAGAAUUUCCACCAGAUUUUGCAUCCAGAAAUGCUUUUUUUGUUGUUGAAACUUUUAAUAUUUGAAUAUGCACUAUAAAAAAUGUCACUCAGAUGUACGUGCAUCUGUACAGUCCCACUGUGUUGGUCAUGUCAGCAUUAAUCAGGAUUUGAAGCCUUUCUAAGUGCUGCUCGGUUUCACUAAUCUGUCUCUUUUACAGCGAAUCUCAGGUGAAAAAAGUCCCGAAACCUUAGAAGUCACCGUGAGUUUUUGUUGCUUCAGCUGUUUUUUCUGCACAGCGUUUCUUUCGUUAUGGUUGGGUUAUUGCGAUGCUCUGCGGGAUGUUACAAAGUUAUUUUGCACACAGACGGGAGCAGAGCCAUGGCUGCAGGAGGAACAGGUUUUAUGAUUGUUGUGACUCGGUUCUACAGUGGCAAAUGUUUAUACCUGAAGGACGCGAGAGGUUUACAUUAGAGUUGUUGGACUUACUUGAACUGUAAUGUUGGUUUAUUGAUAAAAAAAACUCAGUUGUGCCUCAGAAUUGUUUGUAAAUGUGAGAAAUUGCUGGCCGAUGAUGGACGAUAUCUUAGAAAGUAAUGCAUUGGCACAAAGUUUCAGCAUUUUUUUUACACAUGUAAAUUGCAUGUAAUAUUUGUAAUAUAUUUAGUGGUUUUAUUCAAAUAUAAAUAAAGCACUAAUAAGAAUAACAGUCAGCUAAAUCCAUCAUAAACACAUGCGUGUUCAGAAGGUUUUAUAUUCAUUAUUGAAAUGAAUGUACAAAUAAAGUUUUGGAUCUUGACAGUAUAUCUUAAUAAAGUGUAAAAUAAAAUAA